Molecule: messenger RNA, 330 nt
Organism: Closterium sp. Naga37s-1
Lineage: Eukaryota; Viridiplantae; Streptophyta; Zygnematophyceae; Desmidiales; Closteriaceae
Source: the annotation of a GenBank genome assembly
AUGAGCACAUACAUAGCCCUCAACGUGCUGCUACAGCUCAUCGUCACGUUCAAGGAGAAGAACUACUUUCUCUUCACCUACCCUCAAUCGGGCAUGUUUGCGCAGACGGGGGUGGCGGUGUCAUCGCGCAUGGAGCGCGCGUGCGACCUCUACCACCUGCGCAUCGAGUCCGCUGACCCCUCCUCCGCCGCCGCCCACCCCCCCGUCGAGCUCUGCAAGAGCAUCACCAAAUGGUACACGGCUGACGGGCUGCUGGCGGAGGACAUAUUCCUGGAGGACGUGCAGAGGCUCGUGGAGCAGUACGAGGAUGACUCUCGCAAGACCAAGUGA